UAUUAUCAGACUUCUCGUUCUGCUUGUAUAUUAAUAAUAGUUUGGAAGCGAAGUGGAGAGUUUGGUAGCUAAAGCGAAGCUGUUCACCAUGGCGGCAGUAAGCUUCGGCCAUAGAAAAUAUAUUCGCCCGUGGCCAAUCCUUAUAUUGCUCAGUGUCGCUCUGCUGCUAGUUUUAAGGAAUCUGCAGAACCUCCAGAUUAGGCUGGGAUUAAGCGUAUAUGACUACCUGGACUGUUUCGAGCUCCAGAGACAGGACUCCCCUCGAACACGGGAUUUGCAGCGCCUGGUAAAGUGUCGGAAUCGUCCGCUUCGCUUCCAGAGACUCCAGCACGGCGAGUUCUGGCUGCUUCAGAACUUGGUAAUCGGACGAAAGAGCAGUCAGGUCGGCUGCACAGAGUCCAUUACCUACACAACGAACGGAGAUUAUACGUUUUUCGAUAACCUGGAGACGGUAGUUGAACGCUGGGGCGGUCCCGUCAGCUUUGCCAUUCAUGCACCUGGCUACGAUCUGAAUGCCACCUUGGAUGCCAUUCAGUAUGUCCGGAACUGUCUGCCGGGCAGUGAAGCCAUCAGUGAUUGGGUAAGCUUCCAUGUGUAUUUCUCCAACCAGCACAUGCCGGAGAAUGUGCCUUACGACGAGGAUGAGGUACUGGCCCGGCCGUAUGUCUGUACUAUGGCCGACGGCUUUCUGAUUCCGCCUCCGUACACGCUCAUCGAUCGCAGCGACAGCUACAAGGUGAAGGCGAACCUCACCUAUCCAAUAAAUGUGGGCAGGAAUAUUGCGAGGCAGGCGGCCAAUACCCACUUCAUCUUUGCCUGCGACAUCGAGUUGUAUCCCAGCCUUGGGUUUGUGGAUCAAUUCCUGGACAUGGUGUCUCAGAAUCAUAGUGUCCUGGCCCUGGAUCCCAGCCAGCCGCGACGUGUGUAUCCUUUGGCAGUUUUUGAGAUUGAGGCGAGAGCUCAAAUCCCCAAAAACAAAGCCGAGUUGAUGGAUCUCUAUAGGAAGAAACAGGCACAGAUCUUCCACUUGAAGCUCUGUUCCACCUGCCACGAGAUUCCCGGCCAGCAAGAUUGGCUUAAUCGGACUCCCAGCAUCAAGGAUCAUCUGCAGUUAUUUAGCAUGGGACGUCGGGAGUAUAAGUUCAAGUUCUGGGAGCCCUUCUACGUAAGCGACAAAACGGAGCCGCUGUUCGAUGAGCGGGUCUCCUGGGAGGGCCAGUCUGACAAGCGGACUCAGAACUAUGACAUGUGCUUGUUGGGUUACGAAUACUACGCCUUGCAUCCCGCUUUUCUAGUGCACAGUCCCGGCAUCAAGAAAUUAGCCAAGACCUCUUCGAACCGCCUGAAAUAUGUUGAGGAAAUGAACAAGUUCAUCAAGUUUAAGAUCGAGCCAGAAUACCGAGUGCUGUAUGGUCGGAACGCAGCCUGCACGACCUGACAAUACGUAUAUGUAGGUGUUUGCCCCAACAACAAGUGAUAUUACAAUCUGUUAAAUACUUUUUGCUUGCUAUCGGCAAUAUUUAUUUUAUUUGUGGCAAUGCCAGAGAGUUCACCGAUGUCCGGCCUAAGCAGAUUUCUGAUAUUCAUAUGAUGUGAUCAGUAAAUAAAGUAUUUAUUUAUAAAAAUA
Drosophila kikkawai is the source of this 1627-nucleotide messenger RNA. RefSeq names its product beta-1,4-glucuronyltransferase 1-like. The record is from RefSeq and is a predicted model, not a curated record. NCBI's taxonomy places the organism in Eukaryota, Metazoa, Arthropoda, Insecta, Diptera, Drosophilidae.